GCGGACGGGCACUUGUGAGACAACAUGCGACUGCGCAUCGGGUCAUUCCCCCCACCCCGGGCUGCUUUACGCCCCCACCCCCCAUGUUGACAGCCACAAGCUUGUCAGUCAACGCAUGAAGAGCAGCCUGAUUGUUUUGUCCUGGGAAAUAGCAACCCUGCCAAAUACACCUGCUUACCUGGGACAGAGGAUGUGAUGGAGCUGCUUGAAGAAGACCUCACAUGUCCAAUUUGCUGCAGUCUGUUUGAUGAUCCUCGAGUUUUGCCUUGCUCACACAACUUCUGCAAAAAAUGCUUAGAAGGUCUUCUAGAAGGGAAUGUGCGGAAUUCUUUAUGGAGACCAUCUCCAUUCAAGUGCCCUACGUGCCGUAAAGAAACUUCAGCUACUGGAGUUAAUAGCCUGCAGGUUAAUUACGCCUUGAAGGGUAUUGUGGAGAAGUACAACAAAAUCAAGAUCUCUCCCAAAAUGCCAGUGUGCAAAGGACACUUAGGGCAGCCUCUCAACAUUUUUUGCUUAACUGAUAUGCAGCUGAUUUGUGGAAUCUGCGCUACUCGUGGUGAGCACACCAAGCACGUCUUCUGUUCUAUUGAAGAUGCCUAUGUUCAGGAAAGGGAUGCUUUUGAGUCCCUCAUUCAGAGUUUUGAGACCUGGCAUCGGGGAGAUGCUCUUUCUCGCUUAGAUACCUUGGAAAGUAGCAAGAGGAAAUCCCUACAGCUACUGACUAAAGAUUCUGAUAAAGUGAAGGAGUUUUUUGAGAAACUACAACAUACAUUAGAUCAAAAGAAAAAUGAAAUCCUGUCUGACUUUGAGACCAUGAAACUUGCAGUUAUGCAAGCAUAUGACCCUGAGAUCAACAAACUCAACACAAUCUUGCAGGAGCAACGAAUGGCCUUUAACAUUGCAGAGGCUUUCAAAGAUGUGUCAGAACCCAUCGUAUUUCUACAACAGAUGCAGGAGUUCAGGGAGAAAAUCAAAGUAAUCAAGGAAACUCCCUUACCUCCCUCUAAUUUGCCCACAAGCCCUUUUAUGAAAAACUUUGAUACCAGUCAGUGGGAGGAUAUUAAACUAGUAGAUGUGGACAAACUUUAUUUGCCUCAAGACACUGGCACAUUGAUUAGCAAGAUUCCCCCGAACUUCUGUCUGUUACUUGUGAUAGUCCUUCUGCUUGGCCUCCUCAUUUUCUUUGGUCCUACCAUAUUCCUAGAAUGGUCUUUAUUUGAUGAAUUGGCAACUUGGAAAGACCAUCUUUCAAACUUCAGUUCUUAUCUGACUAAAACAGCUGAUUUUGUAGAACAGUCAGUUUUUUACUGGGAAGAAAUGUUAGAUGGGUUUUUCUUUUUCAGUGAAAGAGUCAAGAAUUUUACCUUGGUGGUGCUGAAUAACGUGGCAGAAUUUGUGUGCAAAUAUAAACUAUUAUAACAUCUCAACUAUGUAGUUCUCUGCUUUUUAAUAGAAAUUGUUAGAGAACAGAGGAGUAAUUCAGAAUUUGGGCAAGAUUCCAGACAGGUAUUUUUCUCCAAAAGUAUUCCUUUCAAAAAUAAUGUCCCAUAUACACUGAACUAAUUAGGUAGCAUAAAAAUAUAGUAGUAUAGACCUGAACCUUUUUCCUUUCUAAAGAGUGCUUUUAAAAUAAAUACCCCUUGCCCCAUGUUGCUGUGUUUUUUCUGUGAUAAAAAUUGGAGGUGAAAAAAAGUGGAGGUAAGCAUGUCUAUAGUCCCAGCCACUGGAGGCAGAGGAUCUCUAGUGCCCAGGAAUUCAGGACCAACAUGGGUAACUCUAUCACAAGACAUAGAAGACAAAGGGAGAAGAGAGAAUAUCUGAUCUAGUAUUCAACUGACGAGGUAGGACACCUAGUAGUGAUUGUUCAGGCAUGCAGUGAAGACUAGUCUUAUGAAGCAACUUUUUUGGGACAGUGAACAUUCUUUUUAAAAACAAUGUGAAUAGAUUGGAUUUCUAAGGCUUUAUAGAGGGUUGAUUCUCACCAAAAUAUAAAUUUUAUGUAAUCAAAAAUGACUUUUUUUUCUGGUAAGUUUACAUUCCCCCCACCCCCCA
Messenger RNA from Fukomys damarensis (Damara mole-rat), 2052 nucleotides. RefSeq names its product tripartite motif containing 13 (gene Trim13). Gene Ontology annotation, molecular function: zinc ion binding. The record is from RefSeq and is a predicted model, not a curated record. Bases 196 to 1419 code for a protein of 407 amino acids. The transcript is spliced from 3 exons. NCBI's taxonomy places the organism in Eukaryota, Metazoa, Chordata, Mammalia, Rodentia, Bathyergidae. Gene Ontology annotation, biological process: innate immune response; positive regulation of canonical NF-kappaB signal transduction; positive regulation of macroautophagy.